UCUAACAAUAGUAUGCAAAUAGUAUGUUCUUAAAAUAACUAAAAAUAAACAAUCAAAUUUAAACAAUUAUUUUACCAAUAACCACAAACCAAUGUGUUUCUAAACGCAAGAAGCCAUUGAUCUUUUUCAUUCGAAAAAAUUGCCUUAAAAUUGCCGAUUGAGCUCGAUGGAAUGAUGGCGCGGCCGGGUUGGUCAGCGAUUGGUGAACGAAUUGUGGAAGGAAGGGAAAAGGAAAAUGGCUAAAUGGUGCAUAUGUUGAAAGGAUUACGAUGGCGGCCGGAGGAGAAUUCGUCGAGGGAUGGUUGGUGGCGCAAGUUCUCGGGGAAGGCUCUUAUGGAGAGGUGCGGCUGCUGGUGCACGCGCGCUCCGGCGCCUGCGUGGCGCUGAAGGCGGUGCGGGGCGGCGCGGGGGGUGCGGGAGGUGCGGGGGGCGCGCGCGAGGCGGCGCUGCACCGCGUGCUGCGGCACCCGCACGUGCUGCGCUGCAUGGGCGAGCGCCUCUACGCGGACAAGCACUACCUGUUUCUGGAGUACGCGCAGGGCGGCGAGCUCUUCGACCGCAUCGAGCCGGACGCGGGCAUGGCGCCGGCGGCGGCGCGGCGCUACUGGCGGCAGCUGCUGGCCGGGCUGCGCUACCUGCACUCGCGCGGCGUCGCGCACCGCGACAUCAAGCCUGAGAACCUGCUGCUCGACGCGCACGACAACCUCAAGAUCUCUGACUUCGGCAUGGCUACCGUGUUCAGACAGGGCGCGCGGGAGCGGCUGCUGUCCAGCGUGUGCGGCACGCUGCCGUACGCGGCGCCCGAGGUGCUGCUAGCGACGCGCCGGCCGUACCGCGCGCCGCCCGCCGACGUCUGGUCCGCGGCGGUCGUGCUGCACGCCAUGCUGCUCGGAGAACUACCCUGGGAACGCGCGUGCGAGUCUGAGCCGCGCUACGCCGCGUGGUGCGCGGGGGAGAGUGCGGCCGGUGCGUGCGGUGCGGCCGGUGCGGCUGGUGCGGGCGGUGCGUGGCGCAGGCUGGGCGGAGAGGCGCGCGCGCUGCUCCGGCUGGCGCUCAGCCCGCAGCCCGCCGCGCGGCCCUCGCUGUCGCGUCUGCUGCUGCACCGCUGGACCAGCGCCGCGCACGACUCCCUUCACCAGUACGCCGCGGAAGGCGCGGGCGGGGCCGGCGGGGGGCGCGAGUGGUGCUCCCAGCCGGUGGGUGUGGUGGGUGCGGUGGGUGCGGUGGGCGCGGUGGGCGCGUGGGACGUGGCGCCCGCCGAGGAGGACGUGCGCGCGCUGCUCAGUCUGUCGCAACCGGCGCACCCGGACGAGCUGCUGGUGUCGCCGGCCGGCGCCGCGAGCCAGCUCACCCAGCACACGCCGCACACCCAGUACACCCCGCGCCAGGGCGUGCUGCAGCGGCUCGUGCGGCGCAUGACGCGCGUGUGGGUGAGCUGCAGCGAGGAGCGCGCGCUGGAGGAGCUGCGCGCGGCGCUGGCGGCGCACGGACACCGCUGGCGCGAGCUGCACCCGCGCCUGCUGGCCGUCGAGUGCGGGGGCGAGCUGCGCAUGCGCGUGUGGGCGGUGCGCGCGGCGCCGGCGGGGGGCGAGGCGCGCGUCAUGCUCGAGUUCCGGCGGUCGCGCGGCUGCGGGCUGCAGUUCAAGCGCCGCUUCCUCGAGCUGCGCGCCGCGCUGCACGCGCUCGCCGCCCCGCCGCCCGCGCACGCGCUCCACCUGCCGCUGGACGCGCCGCUCGAGCACCACCAGCACCACCAUGCAAUGGACGAGACGUGACCUCGACUACUUCAUUCAUUAAUAUCGAUAGAAAAUUGUUAACUGACAAAGAAAAUAACGUAGCAUCUUUUUUAAAUUGUAUUUUUUUUCCUCUAAUGUUACAGUUUUUUUUACUAUACUUAUUAUAAAUUGAUGUUGCUUCUAUGUACAUUAUAUUUCUCUAAUUAUUUCUCAAAAUACAAUUGAAUUAUAACCGGGGCCGUUAUAAUUUUAAGUAAAAUCAUAAUAAAAACAUGCUCUAAUUAACUUUGUUUUAAUGUUUGUACAGCGUGUCCCAAAAUUUAGCGAUAAAACAGUAAUGGUGUUAGCCAGAUCUAUAACUACACGGAGAAAAAUACUAAAAUAAAUCCAACUCUUUUAUAGUUAAAAGUUACAUUACCUUUUGUAACUUUUCUUAUAAUUUGAUAGCCUCCACCAUAUGAUAACACCCUGUAGCUACAAAUAUAUUCCUGGACUUUGUGAGUGACACUAUAGUAUGUC
Molecule: messenger RNA, 2255 nt
Organism: Papilio xuthus (Asian swallowtail)
Lineage: Eukaryota; Metazoa; Arthropoda; Insecta; Lepidoptera; Papilionidae
Gene: grp
Product: serine/threonine-protein kinase grp
Exons: 8
Coding region: 270-1775 (501 amino acids)
Biological process (GO): intracellular signal transduction; protein phosphorylation
Cellular component (GO): cytoplasm
Molecular function (GO): protein serine/threonine kinase activity; ATP binding
Source: RefSeq, a predicted model, not a curated record